Racocetra persica is the source of this 1350-nucleotide messenger RNA. The record is from the annotation of a GenBank genome assembly. Lineage: Eukaryota; Fungi; Glomeromycota; Glomeromycetes; Diversisporales; Gigasporaceae.
AUGUACGUUUCUUUUAGGGAAUCUGUAUGUCCGCAACAACCGGAUAGUGACAAUGCACGGAGUAGAAGCGAAGGAUUUCAAAGUCCCUAUAAUUCCUCUUUUAUUUUACAAAGUGAAACCUCAUCACCAAGUGAAAUUUCUGUGCCAAAAGUUCUUGUUGACUCUGAGGGAUAUUCGAUACCUCCCGAAUUUAAGCCAUGGGAUGGUUUUUCUUCAAAUGAUGAAAUUGAUUCAGAUGCCCGAUCAGAUGGUGCACAGAGGGCCAUACGUGUCGAGAUUAAGCAAUCCGUUCCUGAAACGAACGAUGCAGAAGCUGCUGCUGCAAUUUCACAUGUAAUGACGACACUCAAAUCGACUCCGGUCAAACAACGAGCUGUUCGUGGUCGUCGAGACACGCCAAAAAGCACAGUAUUUAAUUCAGAGAGCAUACAUGUUGAUACAUCCACUGUUCCAGAAAUUUCUGAUAGCAUUGUAAAGUCACCAUUGGCUUAUGAAGCCUCUGAUACUGUAAAUGAUCAAGGUGAUAAUAUCGAUUCCAAAAUUCAAACGCACAUACAUGGGUUAAAUGCAUCUAUAUUAGAAACUGUUAAUAUAAUAUCAAAGGGGGGUGAUGUGACAAAGCUUCUAGUGACAGGCGAAAUAAGCGUAACGUACAAUGAUUCGAUAAUACGCGACAAUUCGGCGCCGAUUCAGAUUCGGAUAAAUAAUUUUGACACUCUAGAAAAAGCUGUGCCGAAUACGUCUUAUCUUUCAUCUGCCUCAGAAAUCCCUGGAGUUUAUGAUCUUAAUAUUGGGCUGUUAUCUCUAGCUGGUAGUACACCGGUGGUUGUCAUGAAAUAUCAACUUCAUAUCGAUCCUCAACAUAAAAGCGCCUUCGUGCCACUUCACGUCACUCUAAAAUGGAAAUGCGAAUCAAAUCAAACUUCUUUAGUUAUUUCUUAUGAGGUCAACCCUGAAUUCAGACUUUCUGGAACAUUGACAGAACUUUCUUUCAUAGUGCCUGUUGAUGGAGAGGUUAAAACGGUACAAUCUAAACCAAGUGGUAUAUGGAGCGUGGAGAAACAAAGAAUGUAUUGGCAAGUUAGUAAUGCAGAUUUGGCCACUCCAUAUGAACUAAAAAGAAUUUUGGCUCGAUUUGAGACAUCGCAAACAUCUCAGCCGGCACCAACUGCUGUUAAGUUUUUAUGUGAAGGACAAUUAUUAAGUAAAAUAUCUUUAGAAAUUGUACAAAAUAUACCAAAUGGAAAUGGUAUCCUUAAACAAAAUGAUAAUUCAAAAUGUGAAAAUAUAUCUAAGUUUCAGAGUAUCUUGUAUCAAAUAGCCAGUGGCAAAUUUCUUGCAUCUCCAUAA